CGGCGGGAUGGACCAUUUUAUGCCAAUAAUCUACUGGCACGAUCGAAAAGGCCUCCUCUCGGUCGAUCUUCAUCACGAGACGCGCAACGGGAAGUACAGAUUAGCCACCGCAAGUGUACAGAAAGAAGUUAGAGUCAGAGUAUGGGAAUUCGAGUUCGAAAUGGGCCUUGACCCGAAAACUCAGGAGAAUAAGCCUCAACUAACCGUCGGAUUCCUCGCCAACCUCGUCUUUCACAAUCACGCUAUUAAUCAAGUUAAAUUCAGUCCCAGUAAAGAACACGAACUCCUCGCCUCUGGAGAUUGUGAGGGGCGGAUCACAAUCUGGAAGCUUAGCGAUCAGCCGGUGCCUCCGCCACAAGACGAAAUGCCGUCGAAUAAGGAGAAUUGGAUCCGAUAUAAAGUUCUCAACCACAAUAGCGACGUUAAUGCUCUCUGCUGGGAUCCAUCGGGCACUCAGUUGGCGUCAGUGUCCAACGAUCACACGCUGGCGGUCCACGACGCUUUGACAGGAAAACGUCUAUUCGUCGCCAGCAAUUUCCGCAGUCCAAAUGGCGUAUGCUGGGAUCCGAGCGGAAAAUACAUCGCCACAAUGUCCCCCGACAGAAAAAUGGAUUUAAUCGACGCGGUCCGUGGCGCCCGUCUGAAACACUUCUCCUCCGCACUCCUUCCCUCAAUGACUAUCCCGUCGGCUAACGGUGAUCUACAUUUGGAGACGAAAAUUCACAAACUCUUCCACGACGAUCAGCUAUUCAGCUUCCAGCGAGCCCUGGGAUUCUCGCCAAACGGGGAGUUUAUCGCUGCGCCGUGUGCUCAUUUGGAGCUGGGAUCGUCGGAUUUAUAUGGAACCUACUUUUUCAGAAGGGAAGAUCUUGGAGUGAAAGAAGCUCCCUACACAUUCUAUCCGGCUCCAAGACCUACAUUCCUCGUGAAAUUCUCGCCAGUCACGUUCUCACUUCUUCCAUCCACCAAAGAAAAUCACCUUGGACUUCCUUAUCGCCUCCUGUGGAUCGCGUUAAACAAGGAUGCAAUUUAUUUCUACGACAGUCAGCACAGUUAUCCCGUCGCUGUUGUCGAUAAUAUACACCUGAACGCGCUGACGGAUGCGUCGUUCAGCCACGAUGGACGUGUGCUCGUCGUUUCGUCGCUCGAAGGCUUCUGCAGCUUUGUGAAGAUAAAUUUGACACAAUGGGGCGAAGUCAUGACUGAAAUUGUUCCAGUUUGUGGGUCACCGAAUUUGAUCGAGGAGAAGAAGCAAAAGAAGCGGAAGUCAACUGUUGCGGUGGUUAUAGAGAAGGAGAAGGAAAAGGAGGAAGAUGCUGCAAAGUCUCCGAUGAGAAAACCGUCUGAAACGCCGAAAGUGUCUACUCCGAAAGCUGCUGGAACUCCUUUGACUAAAUUCUUCAAGAAAGAGAACAAUACGGAAUCUCCUACGCCCCCGGUCAAAAAGCGAAUUCAACUGGUCACACUCGAUAACUAAUUUUUUUUGAAUUUUUAAAACUCCUUGAUGAUUAUGAUGGCUGAAUAAAUAUAUAUAAACUG
Messenger RNA from Caenorhabditis elegans, 1539 nucleotides. RefSeq names its product CAF1B/HIR1 beta-propeller domain-containing protein (gene chaf-2). The record is from RefSeq and is marked reviewed. Gene Ontology annotation, cellular component: nucleus. NCBI's taxonomy places the organism in Eukaryota, Metazoa, Nematoda, Chromadorea, Rhabditida, Rhabditidae. Gene Ontology annotation, biological process: DNA replication-dependent chromatin assembly. Bases 8 to 1477 code for a protein of 489 amino acids. The transcript has 6 exons.